GUGUGUUAUGCUUCACUUGUUAUGUACAUGUGGCAGUCAAUGUAUAGAGUAUAAAUUAGCCUGACCUGACUGGGUGUGUUUUACAAGCAAAGAAAACAAUGGAAAGGCUUUUGUUUCUCAGUUUUGUUACAACUGUUUCUGUCGGAGCUACAGUUGGCCAACAGGCAGGGGGUAAAGUGUUUCGCCUGAAACCAGAAAACGAGCAGGACCUGCAGUUUCUGAAGAAUGUGUCCCACACUGGAAAGGUUGAUUUUUGGCUUCCACAUUCAAUUGACCUGGUGACAACAGACAGGACCGUAGACUUCAGAGUGGGUGCUGAUUGGACCUCGCAUGUCCAGGCUGGACUGGAGAAGAUCGGAUUGAAAUAUGAUGUGUUGAUUGAGAAUGUACAGAGCCUGAUGGAGAAACAGUUUGACCGAAAUGCAACAGAUUCAACUGGCUACAAUUAUGAAGGGUAUCACCAGUGGAAUGAGAUUGAAUCCUGGAUCACUAAAAUCACCAUUAAAAACCCAAGACUAAUUUCUCGGUUUGAAAUUGGACAGAGCUAUGAGGAACGAGGAAUCUACCUCCUCCGGGUCGGCAAAAGGACAGGAUUCAUGAAACCUGCCAUCUUUAUGGACUGUGGGAUCCAUGCCAGGGAGUGGAUCUCCCCUGCAUUUUGCCAGUGGUUUGUGAAAGAGGCUGUUACAAAUUAUGGAAUUGAUUCUACAAUGACCGCUCUUCUGGAUAAACUAGAUUUCCUGAUUGUUCCUGUUAUCAACGUAGAUGGCUAUGUCUAUAGCUGGACCAAGGAUCGAUUCUGGAGGAAAACACGCUCCAAGAAUCCUGGUUCUAACUGUGUGGGCACUGAUCCAAAUCGAAACUUCGAUGUUAAAUGGUGCUCCGUUGGUGCCUCAAGGAACCCUUGUGAUGAAACUUACUGUGGGUCACAUGCAGAAUCUGAGAAGGAAGUCAAGGCUGUUGCUAACUUCAUCCGUCAAUACUAUGGCAUCAAAGCUUAUAUCACGAUCCACUCAUACUCUCAGAUGUGCCUUUUCCCCUACUCCUACACCUAUUCAUUGGCAUCCAACUACAAGGAGCUGAAUGCUCUGGCAAGAAAUGCUGUCAAGGCCUUAAGCAGUCUUCAUGGAACUCAAUACGAGUAUGGUCCUGCAUCAAUCGUAAUAUAUCCAUCUGCUGGAGGUUCCGAUGACUGGGCCUAUGAUCUAGAACAGAAAUCAAGGUCCAGCCCACAGUGCUCAGGAGAGAUCGACCUGGUAGAAGACGUUGCCUACAAACUGGAAGGAAAUUGAAAAAUUCUAGAAGUGAUUAAAGAGCUACAGCAGACCAAAAGUAUAACGUGUCCUCGAAUCCAAUAGCAUCAUAAGUAAGGUGUUUCAACUUCUAUAAUACUCAAAAGGUUUUGCUGAAUUAGAUAAGCAUUUUCUUGGCAAUUUUUCAAAGAAUAAGUUCUCAAUGAUCUGUAUUGUAAUCUGUAUUUUUUGAAUGCAUUAUUAAACAUCAGAAUCAGUAAGAUUAAAAGUA
Molecule: messenger RNA, 1524 nt
Organism: Rhincodon typus (whale shark)
Lineage: Eukaryota; Metazoa; Chordata; Chondrichthyes; Orectolobiformes; Rhincodontidae
Product: carboxypeptidase B-like
Exons: 12
Coding region: 99-1292 (397 amino acids)
Biological process (GO): proteolysis
Molecular function (GO): metallocarboxypeptidase activity; zinc ion binding
Source: RefSeq, a predicted model, not a curated record